This is a messenger RNA of Oryzias melastigma (Indian medaka), 11496 nucleotides long. It is a transcript of the gene dlgap2b, whose product is annotated as disks large-associated protein 2. Gene Ontology annotation, biological process: signaling. The transcript is spliced from 13 exons. Gene Ontology annotation, molecular function: molecular adaptor activity. The coding region runs from base 813 to 3914 and encodes 1033 amino acids. The record is from RefSeq and is a predicted model, not a curated record. Gene Ontology annotation, cellular component: postsynaptic specialization; glutamatergic synapse. NCBI's taxonomy places the organism in Eukaryota, Metazoa, Chordata, Actinopteri, Beloniformes, Adrianichthyidae.
AAAAAAAAGUCGGAAAUAAUGGCACACAUGGUGUUCCGUAUAAAUUAUUAUCAAAUUAACUCUGUAAAGUCCUUUGUGGCUAAGAAAUGUUUUUUUAUGAUUUUGUUAUUUAUUUAUUUUUUUAAAUAUUUUUUUCUUUUCUAAUUUACAACACAAUUUACACCUUAAAAUGUUUUUUGGAGCACAAAUAAAACAAUAUAUUAAUUGUAUUUUUUUUUUGCCUUAAAAAAAAAUUGAAGGAAAUAAUUGCACACAUGGUGUUCCAUACAGGAGUGCGUAAAACAACAGAGCUGCAGAAUCCUGAAUCCAGCAAACGAGAACUCCAUGUCCUUGUUUUGCGCUGAUCCGUGGGAGCAACAUGCAGCUCGCACCACUGCCUCACACUGCUGCAGUGGAGGAGUAAAUGCGGAGCCUAGUGCUGCUCCAGGUGAUCCACAGCACCCCAGCAGACUGCUCCCUCCUCAGCCUCCCCUCUCCUCCACUUCCUCCUUCCUCCUUCUCCACCUCUUCCUCCUUUUCCUCCUCCACAUCCUCCUCCUCCUCCUCAUCAGCCUCCUGCCGGUGCUUCGUUCCUUUGAGGGCUUUGGAUGAAACAUAAGAAAAGAAGCGAAAAUCCUUGUCUCCCCCCUCCGUUCUCAGAUGUGACACACCUCUACUUGACUGUCAGCCGCUUCCCCGUCUUCGUGUGAAAACGCGCCGCAUAUGUGCUCCAAUGUCUCUGGAACAUAGGCUCUCUACAGGACCAGCAGUUAUCUACUUGGUCCCCACCUCGGAAAUUCAAUGAAGGCAGACAUCUCCCUCCUGCCAGGAACAUGAAGGGCUUAUCGGGCAGCCGUUCACAGCACCAUAUUCCUUUAUCCCACGGCUUGGACUAUGACCCUCACGUCCACGACCCCCACGCUCACCAUGGCUCGGACACCCGCUACCUGUCAUACCUGCUCAGCCCCACGGAGAGCUGCCCCAUUGACUUCCACCACCGCUACUCGCCCCGGAGCUCCGUCCAUUCCGACCGGAUGAUGAUGGCCCCCGUCACCAUGCCCCCACCUGCGGUGUCAGACCACAUCUCCAGCAGCACCUUCCCUAGAAUGCACUAUAGCUCUCAGUACUAUGACUCGAUCACACGCGACGACUGCGCUGCCAUUACAGCCUCCGCCACCUCCCCAGCUGUCGCUGCGGCUGCAGCUGCGGCAGCUGCUUCCUCGCACCAUUCAAGCACCAAGAGCAACCGCCUCCCUGCAAACCUGCUAGACCAGUUCGAGAAACAACUGCCAUUGCAACGCGACGGCUUCCACACGCUACAGUACCAGCGGGCCUCCACAGCUGCAGAGCAACGGAGCGAGAGUCCCGGCCGCAUCAGACACCUGGUUCAUUCUGUGCAAAAGCUUUUCACUAAGUCUCACUCCUUAGAGGGGUCAUCCAAGAUGAACGGCACAAAGGGGGAUAUAAUGGGAGGUGGCGGAGGGGGAACAGGGGGUUAUUACCAUCACAGUCACCACUCCUCCAAACAUGGCAGCAAGAGAAGCAAGAGUAAAGAGCGGAAGCAUCGGUCAGGUGGCUGGUGGAGCUCGGAUGACAAUUUAGAUAGUGACAGCACCUACCGCCCACCUAGUGUCAUGUCACGACACCAUGGAGAACACGUCGAUCACUGUUAUCCAGAUUCCAUGCACAGCCAUCACUUUGGAGAGAUGUCGCUCAAAGGUUCUAAGAGUAACAAUGACGUCAAGUGUUCGGCCUGUGAGAGCAUGGCCAUGGCGCCAGAGGGCAAAUACAUGAAGAGAAGCUCAUGGUCCACUUUAACUGUCAGCCAGGCCAAGGAAGCAUAUAGGAAGUCAUCCCUCAACUUAGACAAACCCAUGAUGCACACAGACCUCAAAACGUCAUCAAGAACGCCUCAUUACCUUCAGGUGCCCCAGGAUGACUGGGGAGGAUAUCCUGGUGAAAAAGACGAGGAGAUCCCAUGCAGGCGCAUGCGGAGUAGUAGCUACGUCAAAGCUAUGGGAGAGGUGGACGAUGAAAGUGGGGACUCUGACACCAGUCCGAAGAUGUCCCCUGUCUCAAAAACUGUUCGCCCUGAUGCCCUUGUCCUCAAAUCAGCAAUGCAGAGACCCCAUUUAGACUCUCAAAGCCAGGGUUAUCACUUGCAAACGAGAGAUAUGCGAUCCCACCCAAGUGUCACGCUGAAUCCUGCCACCUCCUUUCAUCCUCCGCCUUUCCGAUCUCGCAAUCAGAGCUACAUGCGCGCCGUCAGCACCCUCAGCCAGGCUAGCUGCGUCAGCCAGGUGAGUGAGACUGAGAUCAAUGGCCAGUUUGAGUCAGUUUGCGAGUCCGUUUUUAGUGAAGUAGAAUCCCAGGCUAUGGAGGCCUUGGACCUGCCUGGUUCGUUCCGCACACGAAGCCACAGUUACCUCCGUGCAAUUCAGGCUGGUUAUUCCCAGGAUGAUGACUGCUUGCCUUCAAUGACAUCCUCCACUGUCACUUCAACUCUCAGAUCCACAACAGGGACCCGUAGCUUAGCUGGGGGGCGUAGAGAGUACGGUAGGUCUGGGAUUCAGUUUCGUCUCCCAACUGCAUGCAGCGUGGACCGUGCUCAACCACCUCCAGUGGUGUCAUAUCCACCAAGUUACAAGAAGACUCCACCUCCUGUGCCCCCACGCGCCACCACCAAGCCUCUUAUCUCUGUGACAGCCCAGAGCAGCACAGAGUCCACCCAAGAUGCCUACCAGGAGGGCAGGCAUCCGCGAGGCGGUCUGUGGACCACAGACAGCCUCGGCCGCCCCGUCUACAGCUCCAUGGACAGCCUCGACAGCACCAAGGCGGUCACCAUGGUCAUGGAGACAGCAGCAAGCAAGAGGCACGCGUCUUUAGGCAGCCACACGUCUGUGCAGACAUGUGACAAAGCAGUGCUGGUGUCCAAGGCUGAGGAGUACCUCAAAACCCCACGUUCUUCUAUUGGUAUACAAGUGGAACCUGCAACAGACACAGAGAGUGAAAAUAAAGGUCUUCCUCAGUUCCAUUCUAUAGGGAUCCAAGUGGAAGACAAGAAACGACGUGGAAGAUUCAAGCGCUCCAACAGUGUGACCACUGCAGUCCAGGCAGAUUUGGAGCUAGAGGGCUUUCCCUCCAUGGAAGACAAAGGUCUGCAGUUCGGUGGCGGCUUUGGUCGCCACUCUGAGCCCAGCACUCCGACUCAGUACGGAGCCAUCCGAACGGUGCGUACACAGGGCCUGUUCAGUUACAGGGAAGACUACCGACCUUCCAGUCGGCCUACCAGCCCGCAACCCGAUCCCUGGCUGGUGGAGCCCAGCCUGGAGAGCACGGACACGGGCCGAGUGUCGCCACUUCGCAGGGAUGGGAGCUGGUUCAUGCAACUCCUUCACAAUGAAACCAAGAGGUUGGAGGGAUGGUGCAAGGACAUGGAGCAAGAAGCAGAGGACAAUGACCUGACGGAGGAAAUCUUAGGAAAAAUCCGAAGUGCUGUUGGAAGUGCCCAGCUUUUAAUGUCUCAAAAGUUUCAGCAAUUUUACUGGCUGUGCCAGCAGAAUCUGGACCCCAGCGCCAUGCCCAGACCCACAUCUCAGGACUUGGCUGGAUUCUGGGAUCUUCUGCAGCUUUCCAUCGAUGAUGUUACUGCCAAGUUUGACGAGCUGCAGGAGAUCAAAAAUAACCAGUGGAAUCUGUUAGAAAGCCCCGAGAAGAAGGAACAGAAAUGGCCACCACCUCUGCCAAAGAGACCGGUCAAGGGGCGUGGCAACGUGAUGCGCGAGCGCUCUCUGGACCUGCAGGACCGGCAGCGGCAGGAAGCCCGCCGACGCCUCAUGGCCGCCAAACGAGCCGCCUCCUUCCGACAGAACUCGGCCACAGAGAGAGCGGACAGUAUCGAGAUCUACAUCCCCGAAGCCCAGACUCGUCUUUGAGGUCUCAUCUCCACCUUCACCACCACGCCCAUACCACCAAAUCCAGCACUCUCCGUCACCACUGCUGCCGCCCUUAAAGUCUUUGUUUUGUCAGCUUCAAAAAGAAAUGGGGAAGAAGGCGGAGAUGCUGAGAUGGUAGUAAACCCACUCCUUUUUAUACUGAGAUGAUUAGUAGGAUUUUAAUUACACUCCUCUGGAGCACUGAAAUGUCCAUUCUCGAGGGACUUUUUACACUGAAAAGAAAAAGAAUUACUCAAAACUCACACAAAUGAAGUGAAGGUAGAAUUCCUGUAGAUUUAGCACUUUUAUAAUAGUGUCGUUGACCACUGCUGCUGGUUAAAUUCAGCUUAAGAUCCCAAAUCGUCAUUUUUUAAAUUAUUUUUUUUCAUUCUCCCCAAAAAAAUGAUAAGAGUUUGGGACUAAUUCUAUCAUUUCUUUCCAGUUGGAUGCAUUUCAAUUGCAGAACAAAUAUGAAUUAUUACCUGAAGAGAGUUUUGCACAGCCUGGCUGUGUGGAACAAUGCAGUUUUGCACCUUACAAUAUUCAUGUUUGUAUUUCCAAGGGAAAUGUAGUUUAUGAAGCUCAUGUGAUAAUGUUGCAGUUGAAAUGCAAGAACAGAAAUGGAAAAAAAAAACCAGAAUUUCAUAUUUCAUAUUGCUCUAUGGGUCAUAGAAACUGCACCUUGUUUAUUUAUUUUCAUUGUGUAAAUUAUUGUGAUUCUUAUUCUAUUUAGAGAAUCAAUCAUGUGACCAAAAUCACAAUCUGCAGUAAACAUUUCUAGUAAAAAAUACUUGUGAAAAGAUUAUUUUGAAAGUGCAUCUACUCUGGUGAUGAGGCGGAUGUUUCCUUCGUUUUGCUCACAUAGGAAAGACAGGUGCAACAGACACUUUAACGAUGUUCAUUUAUCCUAGUAAAUGGUGCUGCUUUUUACUCUAAAACUGUUGUCCUUUACCCAGUCUUGUGCACACACACAAACACACACACACAUAGACACUUUUUUAAGUACUUCUAAUAUGGUGCACGCGCUCUCCCGGUGACUUUCAAAGUGAUGAAACGAGUUUUAUGGUCUCUAAAACAAAAUGUGUUCCAGGACUUUUGCUCAUCAGAUGGAAACGAUUACAGGCGAUGACGUUACAUUAAAGGAAAAUCUAAAACAUCAUCUUUGGCCAAAAGAUAAGUACAUUAUAGUGCCUGUUCAUGUUUCUUUUUUUUUCUCAUUCCUUAACCUGAAUACAACAUCUGAAACCCGACGGUUGAUGUAUUCUCUUGUUUUGCGAUGAUUUUUGGUGGGAUUUGCUCAGCUCACCUGGAGGACUGUUUCCCUUCUGGACAGGUGUAAAAAACUCACCUUUACCUGAUGGCCUUACUCAAACGCUCAUGAAUGUAGAGAUCAUUUUGUUCACUUAGAAAAAUGUCUGAUUUAACUUAAACUUAAUUCAAUUAUUUAUUUAAUUAAACUUUUUAUUUUGAAUUUGCUAAAUUGAUUUUUUAUUAAUAUCAUCAAUUUAAAAGUAAAAAUAACAAUAAAGGAUCAAAUUAAAUUUAGUUUUACAACUAAUUUGAUGUUUUCCACCUAAAAUCUAUAAUCUUAAUUUCACAAACUUAACUUAUCCAAUGAAUUUUACCGUACAAAACUAUAAAUUAAUAUAUAUUUCUAAUUAUUUUAAGAUUUUUUAAAGAUUACAAAUUCUAUAAAUUUAAAAGCAACAGCUUUAAAACUGACUUAACUGGCUAUUUAAAUUUUGUUUUUUAGGUUUUAGCUUUAUAAUCCAAAUGAUAAAUAAUAUAAUUAAGUUGCAAAUACUGUAAAAUAUUUAUUUACAAAUAUAAACUGGUUUACUGUGUAGGAUUUAAGAAUGACUGCUGUGAAAAAUUACUGCUAUUGGACAUUUAAAAAGAAAAAAGAAAGAGAUGUAUGUAAAUGUAUUAUUUAUGCUAGUUCUUAUCAUCGAUUGCUUUAUUUUUUGCCUAAAAUCUGUCUUCAUUUCUCUGUCAUGUCAUUAAUAUAAGUUUUUGGUAAGAAAAAGAUAACAUUUUCUAACUCCUGCUGCUUAUACUUCAUUACUGUGCAGUCAAAAUGCUCAUUUUAUUUACUUUUUCUUGGCAUAAACAGAUUUAAAUGGUAACAUUAACAUAAAAAUAUAUCUAAAAAGUUAAUAUUCCAAUCCAUUUUGAAACUAUACAGUUUUCUUUGUUUUUCCAUUCAGAAAUGGGUCUAAGAGUCAAUCGAUAUUUAGAUUUACACAUUUUUUUUCUAAAUUUGGACUGCCAUUUUUUUUAUUUUUAAGAGAGAAAGACAGUAAGCUAAAGGGCUUAAGGCAGCAUUAUUUUAAAUCAUUACUUUAACAAUAUAUUACACAGAUUAGGAACAUGUGGUGAGAGAUUAGGAAUCCGUAGAUUUCUUUUCUGUCCAGAAAAGUAUUUCUACUUUUAUUUUGAAAGUUAAUGUGAGAAAAGCAUAAAGGAGAUGUCUGCUCUAAUUGGUGCAAUUAAUAUUGGACAAACAUUUUUGUCUAUAUCUAUAUAUUUACAUAUUUUGGAAUGGAAUUUAGUUCCUAAAACCAGAUUUUUUUUUUUAAGAUGAUGAAUACUUUGUUGGGCAUUUUCCUAGCUUUAGCCUUCUACUUACAACACUAACUCAUAAUUAAAGGCAGAAAUGAAACACUUAUUAUGAAGUGUUAAAAGAUGUAUUCCUCUUUCACCAUUUACUGCUAGCAGGGCUUUCGGUGCAUUUAAUGAUUGAGAACAUCUGACGGCUAUCACAGCAAUCCAACAGCUCUUCCACCUGACUGACAGUCAGAACACGAUCCACAGACCAAUAACUGUGAUUCAAUCCUCUAAAUCUGAAUCCAUCCUCAAACUCACAGUGAACGAUAGGAUGAUCAGAAACCAGAUUCACACGCUCACGGUCAUUGGUCUGACGGGAAGUUCCAGCAUCACAGAUGUUGGGUUUUAUAGAAUCCACAUAAACUCUGAUUAUUUCUCACACAUAUAUGGUUUACACUCCAAGAAGAACAUGUUUUUUUGAAUAUCUUAGCCUAAAAAGAUCAUAUUCAAGAAAAGAUAUUCAUAAUGUAUAAGAGACAAUUUAAUUAUGAACUAAACUAAAACCAUUUAUAAUACAAAACCUGGAAAACUUCACUGUUCAGUCCUGUUAGCUUACCUUCUGCUUUUUUUUUCUUUUUGAUGCCACGGUCAUCGGCACAAUCUUCAAGAUCAGCUGCCACCGCCCAAUUAAAAAAAAAAAUCAUUGGCAUAGUCAUGACAGGAGCAGUUGUCAGGCGUCAUUAGGAAAGUGGGUGCCAGGUGGGUGGUGGCAGCUCUGAUUGGACGAUGUGUCUCUGGAUGGCGGUAACUCUGGGGUAUAUUAAAAGUAGGCCAUUCUGCACCACUGGUUAUUCGUAACUAAGAUUUUGAGCUAACAGAUUAUGAAUUUGCAAAUUUACACAUUUUUCGACAACAUGCUUCCCAAGAAAGCACAAUGUUGCUUUCUUUAUAUUCUUCUUAGCAUCAACCGCAAUUCGUCAAUACGCAGGUCUCUGAGUCCAUAGUGAUGCUAUCAACGCCAGGAUGAGUUUUCUGCUGCAUCAAUGCUGUAUCACCAUUUAGACCCACAGUUUCUGUGAUUGCCACAUUGACGUCUGGUCAUUGUUGGUCCAUGUCAACAGCACUUGUCGAUGGUCUGUGCUGCUACCGUACGAUUUCUACCAAUCACAGUGGCAGUGGGACAGCAGCACAGGGGCAGGUGGGUGGCUGGACAAUAGAUCGGGCGAUCGUCAGACAAUUUUUGGAGACCUUUGAGAUCUUCCAAUCCAUCAAUUAUUGUGCUGCUGCCUUCCUGCGAAACUCCAAGUUGUGCGGUAGCAGGCGGGUGGCAGUCCAGUGGCAGGGAGGUGGCAUUCGAGUGGCAGGGAAGUGGCAGUCCAGUUGCAGUUCAGUGGCAGGGGGGUGGCAGGGAGUUGACAGUUCAGUGGCAGGGGGUUGGCAAUCCAGUGGUAGGUGGGUGGCAGUCCAGUGGCAGGGGUAUUGCAGUCCAGUGGCAGUUCAGUGGCAGGCAGGUGGCAUUCGGUGGCAGGGGAGUGGCACUCCAGUGGCAGGGAGGUGGCAUGGGAGUGGCACUCCAGUGGCAGUCCAGUGGCAGUCCAAUGGCAGGGAGGUGGCAGUCCAAUGGCAGGGAGGUGGCAGUCUAGUGGAAGGGAGUUGACAGUUCAGUGGCAGGGGUAUUGCAGUCCAGUGGCAGUUCAGUGGCAGGGGGGUGGCAGUCCAGUGGCAGGGGGAUGGAAGUCCAGUGGCAGGGGGAUAGAAGUCCAGAGGUAGUUCAGUGGCAGGGGGGUGGCAGUCCAGUGGCAGGGGGAUGGAAGUCCAGUGGCAGGCAGGUGGCAGCCCUGCCACUGUACUGCCACUGACUUGCCAACUUCGAAAUGUGCUUGGGUGGCCACUGACUAAUGUAAAAAAAGAAUCCGGUUGCCUUUCAAUCUGAACUUUUUCCUAAAACCGCACAGCAUGUAAAAAUGCAACCGCAACCACCCGAUUACAACGUCCACCAGUUGUGCUAAAAAAAACGUAUGCUUAGGUCAUUGCACUGUGGCAUUUUUGGAUAUGUGACCUUAAACUAACAAAACCAAAUUCUAUUUAUUUUUGAGCAAAUAAAAAAUUAAAUUUACUAAAAACGUAUCUAAUUUAUGUAUUUUAUAUAAAAUGUAAUUUUUCUGGAGUGCGACAAAGAAAAAGUUCCGAAUUAUGACAUCACAUCCUGCCACUUGAUUGUUUUAUUUAUUAUUUUUGCUUUUUUAGAUUAAACAAAAACCACUGUGUUAAAAAUAAAUAAAUAAAUAAUUUCUGAGCAAAAUGUUGCUUAUUACUAUAAAAGCAACUUUUUGGGCUAAUUCUGUAAGCUUCUUACCAAAUUAUUGUUUCGAUUUAUGAAUAUUUUGAACAGUGAAUUUUAAGGUUAUUACAAUUCAGAUAAUUUCACCUUUCUAAUAUCUAAUACUUACAAAAAAUACACAUUUAAUUGAAUUGAUUAGAGAAUAAAAGUAUGUUAUUAGUAUGUUAGUAUGUUAUUAAUAUUAAAGAUUAAACUAACAAAUUUGAAAGUUUAAACAUUCUGAAUGUCAUCUUUUCUGGAAUAUGGUCUUUAUGUAGAGUUUAGUUUGCAUGUAAAACUAACAGAUGUACAAUAAAAUAUUGUUGCUGUGGCACCAUGCAGGGCUGCUUUAUACCAUUUUUGUCAUAUAUCCAUCAUUGAAAACAGUUCUUUUGAGUCUCCACGCUAUAAGGGGCUUGAAGUUGGGCAACUCUGUUCAUUAUAAAUACUCAGGUGCCUUACAGUUUGAUUGUCAAAGAACUGUGUGAAUAUUUCUCCGGGUUGAGGUACGCGAGCGAGCUGCAACCCCCUUUCAGAGUGUGAGUUUGUACCGUCACAAAGGGCUGGAAACUGGUUGAGUUUAAUGAAUUUACAUUAUUUUACAGACUAAAAAACAUUAAGAAACUUUAGCACAAACAUGAUCUAAAACAAGUAUUUGGUGACACCUUUAUUCUUCCUUCUAUUUUUAAUGGCUUGCUUACAUCAUUUUCAGAAUAAAGGUAAAAUGUGAAUUGUGGAGAUGUGUGCUAUUGUGUUUUUAAGAAGGCGGAAAAAACUUGACCAGCAAAAAAGAAAAAAAAAAGUGCAAUAGUUUUAAAAAGAAGAGAAACGGCUCAUGUACAGCUUUUUACCUCAUGGUUGAAUGUUUUCAAAUUUGGAGAUUUCAUUGUUGUGUGUGUGUACUAUGCAGCAGUAUUUUCGGUUGCUGAUCAGCUGUUGUGUAUUGAAAGAAAAUGUGUCCGUUAGCUUCUCGCAAAACAGGGUAAAGAGAGACCAACUUUCGUUUGAAAUUUUACGCUGAUUGCUCACAACUUUUAUUUUGUUUAAUUUAACUGCUGCACUAAAGAUACACCUCACAAGAGUCUUUAUUGGUGCUGAAAUAACAUCUAUUUAUUCUUUCGUUUUACUGAUUUCAAUUCUGACAAUCAGCACAACCAUAUGUUCUGACAUUAUUGUCAUACAUGCUACGGCUCACAAAUGAUUUUUUGUCACAAAUUCUGUAUUUGUCGAUGCCUUAGGAGUCUGUUUUUACAAGCUGAGCAUUUGAUUCCAGCCUCACACGAGCUCGGUGUGAACGUCUGAUUCAAGCAAUAAAUCCAACAUUUGAUUCCCUCAACUUUUGCUUUUUUGGUUGACAGGUUCUGGAAGUUUUCUAUGAAAACUGACUAGUUUGGGGAAAGAAAACAAGUCAGUUUUUGUUAUUUUAGCUACAGCAAGAGUUCCUAUUGUCUUAGGGGUGUUUCUUUUUAAGAUGUUGCUUUGGUUAAAACCAGAAAUACAGCAUUUCAGUGAUUAAGGAGGCUGAGAACUCUGAUUUGGGUCUAUAAUGUCACAGAUUAUCACUUUUUUUUACAAUUUUUUUAGCAAAAAAUUCCAAGAAAUUGUAUCUUCAGACUCCUAAAUAUUUAUUCUUUUUAAUCCAUAAUUCCCCUUUAAAGGUAAAACACUCCUUUAAAUUCUUGGACUCUGAAGAAUGAAGAUUUCUCAACUGUUUAGGAAACACUUUGAGGGAUUUUAAACCUUUAAACUCGCCAGAUAACUGGAUUUGAUUCGGUUUUGACUUGUAAUUGUGAAGUCAGAGUGAAACAACUAAAAUUGAUUAUUUUUUUAAUUAUGACUCGUUAACCACAAACUUGACAUCUACCAAAAUUAUUAAAACUCAGCAUUAAUGUUAAAUAAUCAUUUUUAAAAAGAAAAGUUGGGAUGGCAUCAUGUUAGAUGAAAGCUUCUCUAUAUGUUCAUAAAAAAGGUUUUCUUAUGACUACUUUCACUUGGAAAGUCAUUUGUUUUGGGUUUGCCUUCAGACUAGAUUGACUCUUGGCGUCUUUUCCAGCUUUUCCAUGUUUUUUUUUCUUUUUUUAAACUGUCAGGAUCAUCCGUGUUUUACAAUUACAAAAAAGUGCAGCUUUGAUUUCCUUUGGUGGAGGAAAAAAAAAGUCUUGUGUCAUGGUUGUGGGUUUAAACCUUAAAGGGCCAAUUGUGCGUUUCCGGAGGUGAAUAAAAAAGAGUUACCUUAAAGCUAUUUGAAAUUUGUUAAAUAUAUCAAUACUGAUGAUGAACAUAAUGCCAAAUAUCCAGCAUUUGUACAGAAAUAUACAUAUAUAUAUAAAUAUAUAUAUAUAUAUAAAUAUAUAAUAAAUGCCUAAUUUAAUUGGAACUAUUUUUAGCUCUUGACCAUGUUUCUGUUGUUUAAUGUUCUUUGUCAGCAUUAUGUAAGAUCUUCAGAUAGCAUGCAGGAUAGUGGAAAUGAAUGUAUUAUUUUGUAUUUUCAUUGCUGACUAUUAGAACAGCAUUUUGGGUUUUUAUUUUUAACAGAAUACUUCAGUUUUUAAUUUAUCUAUAAAUAAAGGUGUACUUUUUUUUCUAUAAAUUCGUUGGACAGUUUUUAUCAUGUUACUUUCUGUUCUGAAAUCUUUGAAUAUUUUUGCCCUAACUGAAGUUAUCAACCAUCUGUUGUAAAUAUUUAUGCAAAUUAAACUUUUUUGAUUAAAACAG